CAACCAUUCUCUCUGCACGUUUCCCAGAUCUGUCGAGGUUUUUUACCUACGUAUACUACUUCUACCCUUUCUGCAUAUAUCUAGCAGCUCCAAACCCACAGGCUACAUCACCUCUCUCUCUCUCUCUCUCUCUCUCUCUCUCUCUCAUCGCAACUGAAAACCCCUCCCCUCUCCUCUCUCGCUGUGUGCGUGUGAUAUAUAUAUAUAUAUAGUGUCGCUUCCGAUGAUGAGCCAGCCGUCGACCGAACUCGAAGGCCUAGAAGAGCAUACUAAAUCCCCAAAAAUUAAAUCCACGAUAACAUCAUCCCUAUCCCGCCUCACCCCAGUCCAUCGCACUUUACUCUUUGCUGUAAUCCUUUUCCAGGUAUUCGUCGUUUUAUACUUUACUCGUACCCGCAAUGUCUCUAUAUCCAAGUCCCCCGAACAGCCACUGCCUGAUGUGGAAGCUGCGGAAUGCGAUUCCCGUUGGAUUUACAUCUACGAUCUCCCUAGCAUGUACAAUUCCGAUCUCAAGGACAAGUGCGAGCAGUUAGACCCGUGGCAGAACAAAUGCGAAAAGAAUUUGAACGACGGCUUUGGGCAGGAGGCGAUGGAGCUGUCCGGGAUCGUGCCGGAGAGCAUCCUGCCGGCGUGGUACUGGACCGACCAGUUCUGGGGGGAGGUGAUGUUCCACAACCGGAUGCUAAAUUACGAAUGCCGGACCUUGGAGCCCGAAAACGCCACCGCGUUCUACAUACCUUUCUACGCCGGCUUCGCGGUGGGGAAGUACGCGUGGGGCAACCACACCACGAGGGAGCGGGACUGGCAUGCCGAGAUGUUGAGCAAGUGGAUCCAAGAGCAGAAAUGGUGGAAGAGAUUCAGUGGCUCCAAUCAUUUCAUCAUGCUUGGACGGGUGACGUGGGAUUUCCGGCGGUCGGGUGAGGCCGAUGCCGAAUGGGGGUCCAGCUUCCUGCACAUGCCGGCGAUGCAGAAAGUUGUCCGGAUGUCGAUCGAGCGGAACAUCUGGGACAACCUAGACAUCGCCGUGCCCUACCCAACCAUAUUCCACCCGAGGUUCGAAUCCGAUAUCAUCGAGUGGCAGAGAUUCAUCCGUAGCCGACGCCGGAACUACCUCUUCACCUUCGUCGGAGGAGCUCGCAAAUCGUUCAAGAACGAUUUCCGAGGGAUCUUGCAGAACCAGUGCCUCAACGAGUCGACCGCGUGCCGCAACGUGGACUGCAGCCGGGAAAAGUGCUCCGACGGGACGACGUCGAUCAUGGAGACCUUUCUCGACUCCGAUUUCUGUCUCCAACCGAGGGGGGACACAUUCACGAGGCGGUCGGUCUUCGAUUGCAUGUUGGCCGGUUCGAUACCGGUUUUUUUCUGGAGACGGACGGCUUACUUGCAAUACCAGUGGUUCGUGCCGGAUGAACCGGAGAGUUACUCAGUUUUUAUACACCGUGACGAUGUGCGUAACGGAACAAACAUAAGGAGAGUGUUAGAAGGGUACGGAAGAGAGGAAGUGGAAAGGAUGAGAGAGAAAAUUAUAGAAUAUAUUCCGAAAUUUGUGUAUGCGAAACCGAGCAAGGGGUUGGAGAAAACAAGGGAUGCUUUUGAUGUUGCUGUUGAUGGGAUAUUGAGCAAAAUACGAGAUGCAAUUGGAGAAGGGGAUGAUUGGAAUUGGAUGAAUGAAUAUGAAUGAUUAUUUAAAUGUACACAAUUUUUAUUUGUAUCAUAAUUUUAUUAUACUAUGUAUUAAUUUGUUGUUUUUAUUUAUAUCAAAUAUAGUGUUAUUGCACCGUGCUUAAUUCAAUCUAUGUAAGGCUCAUGAAAUUUUCUUUUGAUAACAUUUAUAGAAAAAUACAUACAGAAAUACUAAAUUUUCUCGUUA
Messenger RNA from Rhododendron vialii, 1870 nucleotides. Its product is annotated as xyloglucan galactosyltransferase XLT2-like. The record is from RefSeq and is a predicted model, not a curated record. The coding region runs from base 224 to 1681 and encodes 485 amino acids. Gene Ontology annotation, molecular function: galactosyltransferase activity. Gene Ontology annotation, biological process: xyloglucan biosynthetic process. The transcript has a single exon. NCBI's taxonomy places the organism in Eukaryota, Viridiplantae, Streptophyta, Magnoliopsida, Ericales, Ericaceae.